UGUUAUUUUUUUUUUUGUAUUAUUUUUGUUAUUUAAAUUUAUUUUAUUUACUCGACUAGUUUUUCACACACCGAUUCUUAUAAAUUAUGAAAACGGUAUUUAUAUCCAACAUUCCCAACUCUAAAGGCACAAAUGCAAUUCAAAAAUUGUAUGCAUCAGACACUCUACUCUCCAAAAGUUGGUUCAACCAGUAUGUUUUUCUAAAAUUAUCUGAAAAUGCUAAAAUAUUAUGUAAAUUGGUUCCACAAUUGAUUUCUACUGAUAAAUUUGCUACUUGCGAUCCGAGUGUUGUAAAACAUGCAUCAAACAAAUUUAUCCAUUCUUCAACAGUCAAGCUGGAAAUAUUUAUUACAAAAGAGGAUAUUGAACCGAUUUGUGUUACCAAUGCUAAAUAUUUGACAGUUAGUGUAAUCUUUAAAGAUGUAAAACAUCAAAAUAUUUGGUCUAAAAACCUUACUAAAUUGACUGAUGCUAUCAGACAUUUAUUAAGGUUAUUUGUAGUACAUAAUAAUUGUUUAGUAAACUUGAAUAGACUUGGUCUAAAACAAAACUUUAAUAUUGACUUUAUAAUUGUACAUAAUACUGAUUGUAAGAAUAAUGGAGCACGUAUUACUCCAGAAACUUCCAUAGAGAUUGUUAAAACAAUGUCUACCCUACAGUUUUAUCAUGCCGAAAUUGGUUUAGAAGUAAAACCAUUAUUUGGCAUGGAACCUCAAGUGACUUGUUUGAAAAAUAUAAUUAAAGCGGCGAAAAAUGGCUGUAGUGCUUUAUGUAAUAUGGUAAGUAGAUGUGUAUUUUAUGAUGUAGAAUAAAUAAAUAAUCUAUUCAACUUUAAAAAUAUUAGUGGUCCAGCAUAUAAAGUUAUUCGAUAGAAAUAUAAAAAUUAUAAAACUUUAUAAAUUUUUAUAAUUUAUUUAUGUAUUGUAUAACUAAAUAACAUUAUAUUAAUUGAAAAAUAAAAACAAAUGAUAGUAGACAGAGAUGAACAAAAUGUAUUAUUAAGCAACUUAUAUCUUCAAAAAUUACUUAGUAAUCAAUAGGAAUUAUUUUUUAGAAAAGCAAAUGAUUACUUUUUAGAUAAUAUUGAUUGGUCAAUCUGGCAGUGGAAAAACAAGUUUGGUACAACAUGUCACCGCAUCAUUAAAGUGCAUCCUUUUUCAUUUUAUGUAUACAGAUUUUAUUAAUGCUGAUACAGGUUCUACUGAAAUAGCAAUUUGUGAUGUAUUUAAGCAAGCACAGUUACUUAUAGAACAAAAUAGCAAAAGUAAUAAAUAAUUUAAAUAGGUACAUUCAAAAGUGUACAAUAUUAAUAUUAUUAAUUUUUUUUUUCCAGAUGUGUGUGUAAUAAUGUUGGAAAAAGCAGAAAGUAUGUUAAAUUGUAAAAAUGCUAAUGCCAAACAAAUUAGUGCUCAAAUACAAGAUUGUUUAACAUCAGUUCAAAAUUGUUGUAGAAUAAUUGUGAUAGCAACUACCAGUAUGCCAUAUUUAAUUGAUGCUUCUUUUAAACAAGGUUCAAGAUUUUCAUAUGAAGUAAUUUAUAAUUGUGUUUUGAAACUAAAGAAAUAAUUAUUGUUGUGGUUAUUAUAAAUAGAGUUUGUAUAAUUUAUAGAUUUACAUUGGUGUUCCAUCACAAAGUGAUCGGGUAAAAUUAAUACAAGGCUUUUGUGGUAUUUUAAAUGUAAAUAUUAAACAUAGCGUUGCGUUAUCAUUAGCAAAAUUAACACCAGGUUACACUGCUGCAGAUUUAGAAUUAGUCUUCAAUGAAAUAUGUAAUGUAUCUCAGAUUGUUUUGGAAUUGUAUGUUAAAUAUUAGUUAAUUUUUUAAAUUUGAUAUAAUAACUAUAUUUUAUAAAUUAUAGGAAAAAUGGUAUACUAAAUAGUACAAUUAAAAUUAUUGCCAAAUAUCCAGCUUCUUCUUUAAGAUCUGGCAUUGGUCAAGUUAUUACCAAAUCAGAAUUGUGUCCAACUACAAACUUGGGAGGUUUAACAAAUGUUAAACUUAUGUUUGAUGUAUGUAUUAAAUGGCCUCUAAUGCAUCCAAAAGCUUUUAAAUAUUUUUCUGUUCCUCCACCUAAAGGUAAAGAAAGAUACUUUCAUAUUUUAACUAAUGAAUUAUUAUUAUUAUUACUUUUAUUUUGUACAUUUAUAUUAUUCAGGUGUUUUACUUUAUGGGCCUCCAGGUUGUGGUAAAACAAGCCUUGUACGGUCAAUAGCUUCAUGGGCUAACAUAAAUGUUCUUACAGCAAUGGCUGCAGAAUUAUAUUCUCCAUAUUUAGGUGUUACAGAAGCAAAUAUUUCUCAGUUGUUUCAACGUGCAAGAGCCAAUAUUCCAUCUAUAUUGUUCAUAGAUGAGUUGGGUAAUAUAGAAUAAACCCACUAGGCUUAUUUUUUUUACAUUAUAUGAGAAAACAUAAUGCCUCACUUAUUUUUCUCAUCUAGUUUUUAGAAAUAUAAACAGGUUAUUAAAUACAAAACCACAUUUUAUAAAUUCUAAAGAAUAAAAUCUAACAUCAGAUUACAUAAUUGGCAAUAUCCACUUGAUAAAUUAUUUAUCAAAUUUUAAAUUCACAUAUAAAUUAAAAUACUAUAAAAACUUAGAAAGUUUUAAGGUUUAUAUUAUAAAUAAUAAAUUAAUCUAGUUUGUAUCCAGAAAACAUUUUUGGGAUAGAAAACUUAAUUUUAUUAUCUAGGUUUUGUUAAGCUAGAAUAUUUAUCACUUGUUGUUUUAUGAAUCCCUUAUUCCCUUAUAACUAAUUAGUAAUUAUUUAUAUCUUCUAGUUUUACAUUGCAAAAGUUAAAACAAAAUCUGUAGCCUUGUAAGAGAAAAUAAUAUUUUUUACAUAAUAAUUUAAAAUUAUAUAUUUUAUAAUACUUAAAAUAGUACUACUAAUAAUACAUUUUAUUAAUACAACAAAUUUAUGUAAACUGCACUACAAAAAAAUAUUUAGGGGAGGAGCAUGUGCCCCCCAGUGCCCUAUAACUGGCUGUGAUACUUAAUUAAUUAUUCAUAUUUAAAAAUAUUUUAUUUUUAACUAAAUUUAAUAAUAAAUAAUGAUAUUGUAUUAUAAUAUAUAUAAUUUGUAUUAUAAUAAAAAGAAAAUAAUACAUAUUACUGAUCAUAAAUUAUACACUAUGUUAAUGUUGCAUUAUAACUUAAUUGAUAACAAAACUUACUGCUAAUUAAAAUUAAAAUUGAAUUUAUUCAACAGAGUUGAGUUUAUUUAAACACAGUUUAAAUUAGUUAUUAUCUCAAAUGUUUUAUACAAUUUUUGUGAUAGACAUAUUUCAAUUCUAAAACUGCCCUUCAUAAUAUGAUAUGUUUUAUAUCUAGUAUGGUAUCUGAAUUAGCUGACCCCAAAUAGUUAGGAUAAAAGGAAAGGUAAGAAGAAAAAAAAUAGUAUAGUUUCUGAAUAAUAAUUUGAUAGAUUUAAUAAUAAUAUAAAAUAAGGUAAUAAUAAAACAGUAGUUUAGUUAACAUGUAAAAAUAUCUGCUUUACUUCUUUAAAUUCUGAGUGAAAUUUGACUAGAGUUACUAGCGUUAAUACUAGGUGAGUGGUACUUUAAGAAGCGUCUUUUCAUUAUAAAUGGUUUUCAUAAGAUUUUAGGUUAUAGAAGGUUUUUAUAAUAAAUGGGAAAAACCGGGAAAAUUUAUGAAAUGUAUUAUUUUUAAAUCAUAUAUUUUACGACCUUUCACAACAUGUAUAACUCUUCUGAACUCCACUUAGAAUCGUUUUUCAUUAUCAAUAAUUGCAUAUAGAUAUACCUUCAAUUUCUUCUCAACCUUCCCAACUUCUGAUUGACAAUAGUAGCUCACACAUCUUGCAAAGUAUAUGUGUUUGUUUUUAGUUAUAAGUGCUACAUGACAGAUCCAUAAUACAUAUAAGUGGUAUGGGAAUAAAAAAGUUAAAGAACUCAUUUAGUUGGUACUUUAGAAAGGCUAUUUUUUGAAAUUCUUAUUAAUAUUCGAAAUAAUAAAGAAAAAUUGGUUCCUUAGGUUAGGUUAAAAAGAUUAAAAAAUAAAAAAUAAGUUUAAUAACUUUAUGUAUCCUACCUUCCAAACUGUUCAUCUAAAAUAGUGAACUGUCCCUAGUAUCAGUUAUUUUAUCUUUAUUAUUGUUAUUAUUAUAUAAAUGUUACAUAAUGCUCAAAUAUUUGCCUGUAAUAAAAAUGAUAUAUUAUAGAUUCAUUAGUUAGUUGUCGUACUGAAGAAAAAACUAAUUCAUCAGGGUGUGAAGACAGAGUUCUAUCAACAUUUCUGGUUGAGAUGGAUGGUAUAAGUAACGAUACUGAGGUAAGAAUAAAUUAAUUUGAGUCAAAUGUAGAUUUUUACUAUCAGAUUUUUAAUAGCAUGGACAAGGAAUUGUUGUUGUGGCAGCUACAAAUCGGCCAGAUAAAAUUGAUGCUGCAUUAUUAAGACCAGGAAGAUUUGAUCGUCAAAUUUAUGUACCUCCUCCACUCACAGCUCAAGAACGAUAUGACAUACUUCAUACUAUUGUUAAUAAUCCUGAUCAAAGGUUCACAAAUAAAUUAACUACUUUAUGCAAUUAUUUUUUAAUAUAUAUUAAUUAAUAUAGCAUGCCAAUUUUGGAUUCGUCGAUUUUGAACGAAGUUGCCUUGAUAACAGAUUGGUUUUCGGCAGCUGACCUUGCUAAUGUUGUGAAAGAAGUAAAUAUUAUGAUUAUUCCUAAAAUAAUUAUCAAAUAUUAUAAAUAUAAUUAUAUAUUAAGAAAUUAAAAAAGGAGGUUAACGUGGGCAGGUUAUGCAUGGUGGAGAGUAGGGUAUACAGUCAGAAUAACCAUUGAAGAGAACUAGGAAGGCCAUAAUUACAUUGGGAAGACUGCCUGAAAGCAGACACAGGAAGGAUCCAACCAGAGGUACCAUGAAGAAUAGCGGGGAAGAUAGAGAUGGAUGGAGAGAAAUUUGUUUUGAGGUAUGGUCUCAAUGACCAAAAACCCCUCAAAAAAAACAUUAUAUUAUAAAAACAUAAUAUAGAAUUAUUGAUUGAAACCUAAAGUAUGGUAUAGUUAUUACUAGUUUCAUCCUAAGUCAUCUCCAUGUUAUAGAAAAUAAAAAAAAAACUUUCUAAAUAAAAUUAAAAUGAAAAAUACUUUUGGUUUGAACAAAUAAUUCUAAUAUUUAUAUAAUUAUGAAGUAUAAAAAUGUAGCAUUAUUAGAUAGUUAUAAUUUGUAUUCUUAUAUGUUUUUUUUAGGCAGGUCUUUCUUGUUUGACUAAAGAUGGAAUUGAAUCGUGUACAACAGUGAAAAAAGAACAUUUUGAAGAGGCAUUAGCUAAUAUUAAACCAUCAUUAUCUAAAAACCAAAUUUUAUGGUAAGUUUUAUUAUUGUGUAACUAAAUGUUUUCACUUAAUUGCAUAUUUCAUUCAUAAAAAAUAUUAUAUAGAUAUGAUGAAUCCUAAUAUUUCUGAUCAAAUUAAACUUAAACAUUUAUUUUAUUAAUACCAUCAAAUUCCUAACCCUAGAUAACCUAACCCUAUGCAGUAUAAUAUUUACCAAAAUCUACAGUGUUUUUGACUUCAUAUUGAAAUAUUUCAUUUAAAAUUCAAGAUAUUGAAAUAAUAAUUAUUUUAAUACUUUUUACCAAUUUUAAUACAUAAAAAAUUGUCAAAUACUUUUAUUGAUAAUAUUAACAAAUGAAACUUGUAUAAAAAUGUUAUUAUUUGAUUUUUUGUAUUGAUUGAAGUGGGCUUUAUAAAGUAAUACACACUCAAAUUUUUAUACAGACCUGUUUUGAAGUUACAUACAGUAUAGACAAACAGUGUCAACUAGCAAUAGGUAACUUUAAACACUCCUAGAUUAUAGAUAUCUGAUUGUAUACAGUUGAAUCAAAUUUAAUUUCAUUAGCAACAAACGAUAUUUUAAUAGCCUGGUCUUUUAAACAGUGUAAAAGUGUUUCAGUGUUAAAUAAAAUGAUUUAAAAAAUUAUAAAAACUUAGUCGGUAAAAAAAAUCUUUACAUUUGAAUACAAAUUUAAAAUAGAACAUUUUUUCUUAUUCUUUAAAAAUUGUAAUUAAAUUAUUUGAUUUAUUAAUGUAUUAAUGUAUACAUUUUAGUUUGAUUAAUAUAUUUAACAGUCUGUCAUAUUUCUAAUUAUAUAAUUUUUGUUCUUCUGUAUACAGGUACAGCAGCUUUUCCUCUCAGCAAAAGCAUCCCAAUGAUCCAGGUCACCAAUGUAAAUUAUAAAAAACUUAUGUAAAAAAAUUAAUGUAAUUGAUAUUAAUAAAACAAUAUCUUUC
Cinara cedri is the source of this 6254-nucleotide messenger RNA. NCBI's taxonomy places the organism in Eukaryota, Metazoa, Arthropoda, Insecta, Hemiptera, Aphididae. The record is from the annotation of a GenBank genome assembly.